Bathycoccus prasinos is the source of this 1023-nucleotide messenger RNA. Its product is annotated as WD repeat-containing protein 82. Lineage: Eukaryota; Viridiplantae; Chlorophyta; Mamiellophyceae; Mamiellales; Bathycoccaceae. The coding region runs from base 1 to 1023 and encodes 340 amino acids. The record is from RefSeq and is a predicted model, not a curated record. The transcript has a single exon. Gene Ontology annotation, cellular component: Set1C/COMPASS complex. Gene Ontology annotation, molecular function: chromatin binding; protein binding.
AUGGUCGUCCUCGAUGUCCCUCUCAUGCAGCGCUUCCAGCCCGGUCGUUUUUACAAAGACUCGACGUCCAUCAACGGCCUCGAUUUUCACGAAUCGGAACCGAUUUUAGUCUCCACAUCGGACGACGAUUCGAUACACGUGUACAACACGGAAACCGGUCAACGGACGAAAACUUUAUACAGUAAGAAAUACGGGUGUUCCGGGGUUAGAUUUACGCACAGUAGCGAAGCGAUUUUGUACGCGAGUAAACCGAAAGGAGGAAGCGGAGAUGAAAAAAAGGCGGCAGAUGCCUUGGUGAACGACCACGCGGUGAGGUAUCACUGCAUACACGACAACACGUACUUGAGAUAUUUUCGAGGUCACACCGAUCAAGUGGUAGAUAUUAGCGUCUCUCCGAGAACCGAUCAGUUUUUAACGUCCAGCGUGGACGGGACGACGCGAAUGUGGGAUUUACGGUCGCCGUCGUGCGCGGCUAUUAUAAAAAUCCCAACCGGAGUCCCGAGAGCGCAAUUCGAUCAUCAAGGUUUGAUUUUUGCCGCGACCGCAUCGGUGAACGAGGUUGUGUUAUAUGAUGUUAGGAACUACGAGCAAGGACCGUUCGUCUCGUUUACGGUAGAUCCGGUGUUGAGUAAGUCGGGGGAUCUGCCGACAUACGGCGUGUCGACGAUGAAGUUUUCCAUGGACGGAGAGAGUAUUUUGGUCAUGUGCGGGGGUGUGAUUCAUGUGAUCGAUGCGUUCAACGGAGAGAAAAAGUUGAAACUGAAAGUUCCGGGAGCGGAGUCAUCGUUGGUACCGUUAGAACCGACGUGGACGCCGGAUGGUCAGUUCAUUUUGUGCGCCGGCGGUGGGGAUCAAAAGAUUCACGUGUGGUCGGCUGGCACAGGAGUGGAAUUAGAGCCGUGGAGAAAUAGACACGCCGGUGCGGUUGCGUGUAUGAAAUGGUCGCCGAAUACGGCGCUAGUAGCGAGUGGGUGCACAGAAGGAGGUUUAGCGAUGUACGUGCCGAGUAACGCGAAACGAUAG